CCGGGGUGGCGGCGGCCUGGGCGGCCUCGGCGCCGCCAGCGCCGCGAUGGGCUGAGUGAGGCGGCUGGUGGCAGCGAGGGGUGUCCGCGGCUCCGGGCUUGCCGCUCCGAGGAUGGAGAGAGCCAUGGAGCAGCUCAACCGGCUGACCAGGUCCCUGCGCCGCGCCCGCACCGUGGAGCUGCCGGACGAUAAUGAAACUGCUGUCUAUACACUGAUGCCAAUGGUUAUGGCUGACCAGCACAGGUCUGUCUCAGAGCUGCUGUCAAAUUCAAAAUUUGAUGUGAAUUAUGCCUUUGGACGUGUGAAGAGAAGUUUGCUUCAUAUUGCAGCAAACUGUGGAUCAGUUGAAUGCCUUGUUCUAUUAUUAAAAAAAGGAGCAAAUCCAAACUAUCAGGACAUCUCAGGAUGUACUCCACUCCAUUUAGCAGCAAGGAAUGGCCAGAAAAAAUGUAUGAGCAAGCUGUUGGAAUACAGUGCAGAUGUCAACAUUUGUAAUAAUGAAGGCUUGACUGCAAUUCAUUGGUUGGCUGUCAAUGGACGAACAGAAUUGCUUCAUGAUCUUGUUCAGCAUGUCAGUAAUGUAGAUGUUGAAGAUGCAAUGGGACAGACAGCCCUUCAUGUAGCUUGUCAAAAUGGACACAAGACAACGGUGCAGUGCUUGCUGGACAGCGGCGCAGACAUAAACAGGCCAAACGUUUCUGGGGCAACUCCGCUUUAUUUUGCUUGCAGCCAUGGUCAGAGAGACACUGCACAAAUUCUUUUGAUGAGAGGAGCCAAAUAUUUACCAGACAAGAACGGUGUUACUCCACUGGAUCUCUGUGUACAGGGUGGUUAUGGAGAGACUUGUGAAGUCUUAAUACAGUACCAUCCUCGGCUUUUCCAGACAAUAAUUCAAAUGACACAGAAUGAAGAUCUGCGGGAAAACAUGUUGCGGCAGGUUCUGGAACACUUGUCUCAGCAGAGCGAAAGCCAGUAUCUUAAAAUCUUGACAAGUCUUGCUGAAGUUGCUACAACAAAUGGUCACAAAUUGCUCAGCUUGUCAAGUAAUUAUGAAGCUCAAAUGAAGAGUCUCUUAAGGAUCGUGAGGAUAUUUUGCCAUGUCUUUCGCAUUGGCCCAUCCUCUCCCAGUAAUGGAAAUGACAUGGGCUACAAUGGAAAUAAAACUCCAAGAAGUCAGGUGUUCAAGGUCAGAAAAGUAUAUGAUGUUGUUAGGAAGAUAGACGUUAAAGAGAUGAAUUUCACAAAGCAUGCAUUCAUUAAUCAGACAUCUCAUGAACAGGAACCGCUGGAACUGCUCUGGCAUUCUCUGGAUGAAUGGCUUGUUCUGAUAGCCACAGAGCUGAUGAAAAACAAAAGGGACUCUGCCAACAUUACUUCUAUUUUAUUGAAGCAGAAAGGACCAGAUCACCAAGAUGCUACUUCUGCGCCUUCUUUUGCCACUGCAGGAGCUGAGGGAAGAAAAGAGCUGUCCACUGAUGCUGUCGAGUUAAAAACAUAUGAUGUUGCUGGGAAGCAGGAAGCUUGUGCUGAUUGUCAGGAUGUUAUCUCCAUGACAGCAAACAGGCUAAGUGCUGUCAUUCAGGCCUUCUAUAUGUGCUGCUCCUGCCAGAUGCCUCAGGGGAUGACAUCACCUCGUUUUAUAGAAUUUGUUUGUAAACACGAUGAUGUCCUUAAGUGUUUUGUUAACCGAAAUCCCAAAAUAAUUUUUGAUCACUUUCAUUUUCUUCUGGAGUGUCCUGAACUAAUGUCCAGAUUUAUGCACAUCAUAAAAGCUCAGCCAUUUAAAGAUCGCUGUGAAUGGUUCUAUGAGCAUCUGCACGCCGGGCAGCCGGAUUCAGACAUGGUGCACAGGCCUGUCAAUGAAAAUGACAUACUUUUGGUUCACAGAGAUUCUAUUUUUAGGAGUAGCUGUGAAGUUGUGUCUAAAGCAAACUGUGCAAAAUUAAAGCAGGGGAUUGCUGUGAGAUUUCAUGGAGAAGAAGGCAUGGGACAGGGUGUGGUGCGUGAAUGGUUUGAUAUCUUAUCCAGUGAAAUAGUUAACCCAGAUUAUGCCUUAUUUACCCAGUCAGCUGAUGGAACAACAUUCCAGCCAAACAGCAACUCUUCUGUAAAUCCAGAUCAUUUGAACUACUUCCGUUUUGCAGGCCAGAUCCUGGGGCUGGCUCUGAAUCACAGGCAACUGGUGAACAUCUACUUCACAAGGUCAUUCUACAAACAUAUUCUUGGCAUACCUGUAAAUUAUCAGGAUGUAGCAUCUAUUGAUCCAGAGUAUGCAAAGAACUUGCAGUGGAUUUUAGAUAAUGAUAUCAGUGAUCUGGGUUUAGAGCUGACAUUCUCUGUUGAGACUGAUGUGUUUGGAGCAAUGGAAGAAGUGCCAUUGAAGCCAGGGGGUGCAAGUAUACUUGUUACACAGGAAAACAAGGCUGAGUAUGUCCAGCUUGUGACAGAGCUCAGAAUGACAAGAGCCAUUCAGCCUCAGAUAAAUGCCUUUUUACAAGGCUUCCAUAUGUUCAUUCCACCAUCUUUGAUCCAACUUUUUGAUGAAUAUGAAUUGGAGCUCUUGUUGUCCGGUAUGCCAGAAAUUGAUGUGAAUGACUGGUUAAAAAAUACAGAAUACACCAGUGGCUAUGAGAGAGGAGACCAAGUUAUUCAGUGGUUCUGGGACGUGGUGGAAGAACUAACUCAGGAAGAGAGAGUGUUACUAUUACAGUUUGUUACUGGCAGUUCCAGGGUGCCUCAUGGUGGCUUUGCCCAUAUAAUGGGUGGCAGUGGAUUGCAAAAUUUUACUAUUGCUGCUGUGCCAUAUACUGCAAAUCUUUUACCAACAUCAAGCACAUGUAUCAACAUGCUCAAGUUACCUGAAUAUCCAAGUAAAGAAAUCCUGAAAGACAGGCUUCUUGUGGCAUUGCACUGUGGAAGCUAUGGUUACACAAUGGCAUAAUGAAGUCUAGAAAACCCAUCUGACUGUUAAUGUGCAAUUUUGAGUGGCAGAAGUAAUUUUGGAAACUCAAUAGGAAAGCAUCUUAGAUGCUGCAGCGCAUUGGCAGGGCUGGGUUUCAGAGCAGCACCAUCAGCUUUCCCUCCAUUAUUGUGUUGUCAAGGUAGCUCUGAUACCAUCAUAACAAACCUCUCAGUAUGCUGUAUUUUCAUUUUUUUAAAAUUACAGAUCUGUAUGGAAAUCAGUUUACAUGCUUUUCACUAUUACUUCAAUCUGAGAAAAGUUUGUCAGAAUCUCUUUCCACAGUUUACAUUUGAUUUCCAACUAUGUGGUUAAAUGACAUUUGCAUUGCAGUUUACUUUGCACUCAGAUGGAAUACUACAAAUGAAAAGACUUGUACUUUAUGCCUUGUUGCAUGUGAAAGUGCCAUUUAUUUUUGCAGACCACUACAGAAAGUUCAACUGGAAUAUUGUACAGUAAGACAGAACUGAUGUAUUUUCCCUUUCUUUGCAUAGUAACAGAAAGAAAAUUUUAUAACUUUUUAGUAUUCUAAUGUAUAUAAUAUGUAAAGAUUAGACUGUUAUGACUGGAAAAACCCAACAGAUUGAGUUUAUCUAGUUUAUAUUAGAAUUUACACUAUAUUCUACUAAAUAUUUAAAGUAUUUGUGACUUUAUAGUCAACUUGCAGUUCAGAAUUUGUAAAUAUUGUUUAAGAUCUAUAUCCAUUGUUUGAAUGCCUUUACUUUUUCCUUGAUAUAAUUGUAUGUUCAAAAGGUAUUAAUUAAAUUUUAAUAUUUUAACCAGAAUCUGAAUGUGAGAAAUUUGUGUGUCUCUGUGGGCAGAUUAUUCUUUUUUCUACCAGGAUUUUAUUAAUCUUUCUAUAAUUUAAAUUGCCAUGGAACCAGUAUAUGAGGAGUCAUUGUCCAAGUGUAUGGAUAGACAUAAAAAAAUGCAUAAGGAAGUAAACUGAGCUUAUGAGGGUAACUGACAAAACUGUGAUAGUUAGAAUUUAAUGUCAAAAUUUAUAUAGAAGUAUUUAUUGCUGUUUUUUUCAGAUUAUUUAUUGCUGAUUUUUUCAGGUUUUAUUAAUUUUAAUCUAAAGCAUACAUAACCUCUCUGGAGGAGUGAGAGAGAAAUCCAUGGACCAUCUUGCCACAGUAAUUUCCUUCUGGACUAAGCUUUAUAGAUGAACUUAUUAGCUUCAUUUACUUUUUAGUUCUGUUUGUGCACAUGUUGUAUAAAUGUUAGUUUAAAUUCUGAGACAGAGUCUGUGGCUGCCACAUGAGGAGAAUACCAGUUUUAGGUAGUGGAAAGAACAGACACUUCAGCAGAACAGUCCAGGGAAAGCUGCUUGGCUCUUGCUUUCAGGAAAGGGAAUGAAAUCUUGAAAUCAGACAACAAAGUCUUAACAACCUCUGGAAAGGAGAUACGACUGAAAAAAAGUGCAAUUGAAAAAAAACUAGAAAAUUUGGAAAUAGAGUGACUACAACCAAAUGGACUGAGAUGAAAUGAGGGGCAGUGAAAAGGACCAAAACUCCAAUUAAAGU
This is a messenger RNA of Camarhynchus parvulus, 4485 nucleotides long. RefSeq names its product HECT domain and ankyrin repeat containing E3 ubiquitin protein ligase 1 (gene HACE1). NCBI's taxonomy places the organism in Eukaryota, Metazoa, Chordata, Aves, Passeriformes, Thraupidae. The coding region runs from base 113 to 2941 and encodes 942 amino acids. Gene Ontology annotation, biological process: proteasome-mediated ubiquitin-dependent protein catabolic process; positive regulation of protein catabolic process; protein polyubiquitination. The record is from RefSeq and is a predicted model, not a curated record. The transcript has 24 exons. Gene Ontology annotation, cellular component: nucleus. Gene Ontology annotation, molecular function: protein binding; ubiquitin-protein transferase activity.